Impatiens glandulifera is the source of this 471-nucleotide messenger RNA. RefSeq lists its product as uncharacterized. NCBI's taxonomy places the organism in Eukaryota, Viridiplantae, Streptophyta, Magnoliopsida, Ericales, Balsaminaceae. The record is from RefSeq and is a predicted model, not a curated record. The coding region runs from base 1 to 471 and encodes 156 amino acids. The transcript has a single exon.
AUGUGGUAUGUCAUCAUAGAUGAUCCCAUGAAGAUAUUAAAGGUUAACAAACACACAAAUACAACGGAGGGUUCUCCUCAGAUGAUGGAGAAACUCAAAUACGAGUGGACUGCUGAAGACAAGAGGAAGGUCAACCUCGACAACGUGGCCAAAUACAUCCUCUACAAAACUUUGGACAAGAACGUGUUCAGAAAGAUCAAAUCAUGUUCCUCUUCUAAAGUGAUUUGGGAGAAGCUAACUCAACUGUAUGAAGGCAACAACCAAUCAAAAGAAAAAAAGCUAAUGGUUACCACACAAAAGUUCGACAACAUCAGGAUGCGCUUAGGUGAGACUAUUACAAAGUUCGACGAAAGAUUCAGCAGCAUAGUCAUUGAACUCUUAACCCUGGGAAAGGUAUAUAACAACAGGGAAGUUGUUAUCAAAGCUAUGAAAGCUUUGCCAGAGAAUGGGAUAUCUAAACGAUGGCUAUGA